This is a messenger RNA of Brachypodium distachyon (stiff brome), 619 nucleotides long. RefSeq lists its product as uncharacterized. The record is from RefSeq and is a predicted model, not a curated record. The coding region runs from base 174 to 389 and encodes 71 amino acids. Lineage: Eukaryota; Viridiplantae; Streptophyta; Magnoliopsida; Poales; Poaceae. The transcript is spliced from 2 exons.
ACCUCAAAGUACGCCUUUGUCAUCCGGUCGCGGUAUGCGGGGCCGGCUAAACUGGUAGGGAAGGAAGCGGCCGUCUGCCAUUCUCCCCACGAACCAAACAAGACCAAUCUUCGGCGAGCCACCGGCGAACACUCACAUCAAGAGGCGGCGGAUCAAAGAGAGGAGACGAGAAGAUGGGUGGCGGCAUGGAGGUGAACAAGAACCGGUGGAUCGAGGAGUGGAACGCCGGCCGAGAGAACCUCGAGCUCAACUUCCGCUUUACGCGCCGCAGCCUCGCCGUCAUCGGACUCUUCGGCCUCGCCGUCCCCAUCCUCGUCUACAAGGGCAUCGUUCGCGAAUUCCAUAUGCAGGACGAGGACGCCGGCAGGCCGUACAGGAAGUUCCUGUGAUCAUCGCCUACUGUGGAUUUCGAGACGCCAUCUGCCGGACUUCGAUCCGGGAGAUGGAAUCUCCGUUCGGUUUGUUCCUGUACUGUUGUAAUCAGACCAGAGUAUUUUGGAAUUCCCAACUGUUGCGUGGUAUCUGUUGAAUAAGCUGUAAUGACGUGAUGUCUUUUCAAUUGCUGAAUACUGGCAAGUUUGAUUUGGUUAAUCGGAGGUGAAUCUUUGUGUUCUGCAAA